Messenger RNA from Venustampulla echinocandica, 2031 nucleotides. RefSeq lists its product as uncharacterized. Gene Ontology annotation, molecular function: phosphatidylcholine lysophospholipase A1 activity. The transcript has 3 exons. NCBI's taxonomy places the organism in Eukaryota, Fungi, Ascomycota, Leotiomycetes, Helotiales, Pleuroascaceae. The record is from RefSeq and is a predicted model, not a curated record. The coding region runs from base 1 to 2031 and encodes 676 amino acids.
AUGACCCAGCAGCAGGCUGCAGCAAGCGUGGUGCAGAAGCUCAGAACGGAGCAUCAGGAGGAUUGUGCUGAGCAGGCUUGCAUGCAACAAGGAUGGGAAUUCACCAAAUCGCACCACUUACCAGCAGCGAAUAAUAAUUUUGGCCCCGAGAGCCUCAUAUCUCGACUUCAGCUCAACACUUGGCACCUAUCGUUCGCGUCUUCCCGCACACCCUUCUUACAUGCGGCUACAAUUAGCAAUGGAGUCAACCUCAGAAUCUUGCCUCUAGGCGAUUCAAUUACCUACGGCGUCGGAAGUUCCGAUGGAAAUGGAUAUCGUCUUGCUCUCCAGAAUAUGCUGUCAGGAAACAAUGUUCAAUACGUUGGGUCCCAGCACUCGGGGUCGAUGGCGAACAAUUCAAAUGAAGGACACAGCGGAGCUGUGAUCAGCCAGAUUGCCCAAUUCGCAUAUCUCAGCUUGAAACAGUUGCCGAAUGUAAUAUUACUUAUGGCUGGAACAAAUGAUAUGAAAAUACCCACAGAUCCAAAUACGGCAUCUGAUCGCCUCGGUAGCCUGAUCGAUGAGCUUGUAAUCGCGGUUCCCGAUGCAGUCGUACUUGUUGCUCGAUUAAUCCCUUCAGCGACUAAGAGCACGGAAACAAAUAUUGAAAAUUUCAAUGCUGCUGUUGAAGGGAUUGUCACAGUGAGGGCGAAUGCCAAAAAGAAAGUGCUUCUUGUCGACAUGUCCAAGGCUGUCAGGACCGGUGACCUCGCAGAUGGGCUACAUCCGAACGAUGAAGGCUAUAUCAAGAUGGCUACCGCAUGGUACGAUGCCAUUCAACAAGCUUCUUUGAAUGACUGGAUCUCUCCACCUCGAGCUGUCAGCACAAUAUCGAGUCGUACCACUUGCCCCGGACCUGUGCAAUGGAUCUCGAGGGGACUUGUAGCAGGAGGAGUGGGAGGUGGAGGUGCGUUAGAGCUCCUCUUUGCUGAUAUCAACGGUGAUGGGAAAUCCGAUUACCUGGUAUUAGAUGCCAAGGGGGAGACAAAAGCAUGGUUCAAUGGAGGCCUGGACACUGACGGAAGUUCCAUAAAAUGGAAUUCUGUCGGAGAGAUAGCGAGUGGCGUCGGUAAAGACCGCUCUACUAUUCGUUUCGCGGACCUCAAUGGUGACGGCCUAGAUGACUACCUCACUGUCGAUCCCACGACGGGAGCGGUCGCCAUGUGGCAGAACGGCGGCGGCUUUGACUCAGCGGGUGUCUAUAAGUGGACAUCGAUGGGUAUCAUUGCAUCUGGAGUCGGAAUGGGCGCUGGUGUCUUCUUCGCAGACAUGGAUGGUGAUGGAAAAGACGACUAUGUUUGGCUUGAUGCCAAUGGGGCGGCAUAUCUCUGGUUGAAUGGCGGCAUGGGCAAGGAUGGAAAAUGGAUAUGGACUUCAAAGGGCAAGAUUGCCACGGGAGUUGGUGCUGUUAGGGAGGAUAUUCGGCUGGCUGAUAUUGAUGGCGAUAGGAAGGCGGACUAUCUCUGGGUAGAUAAAACGACCGGGGCAACGAAGAUGUGGAGGAAUGGCGGGGUGGGGAGUGAUGGAAAUUGGAUCUGGACGCCCCAGGGAGAGAUUGCUACCGGUGUUGGGGUGGUUGGGUCUCUUGUGAGGUUUGCGGAUUUAGAGGGUACAGGCAGGGCAGAUUAUUUGACCAUUGUUCCGAACUCGUUGGGAGUGAGGCAGUGGUUGAAUGGCUGUGGGACCGGAUCUGGAGUCGUCACCGUGACGUACGUAAGCGUCACGGUCAGUAUCAGCACAGCAGCGGGUACUGCCAACAGCAUGACCAGCGAUCCGACCGCAACUAUCACUCGCAACAACAUAAGCAUCAACCCUACGGCGACUCUAGCGGAGAACAACAUGGCUGCUGCCCAGGGCAUUGACUCGGGGACUUCGACCACUUCUGCAGCAAGCACUGCGUCUGGAACGGCAAAGAGUGGUGCGGAAGGUCUUCGAGGAAUUCGAGUUGAGGAUAUAGUGUUGUUGGUUUUGAUGGUGGCAGUUGCGACGUAG